AUGGCCGACCCGUUCAGCAUCACAGCAGGCGUGAUCGGUAUCGUUGCUCCAGCACUCCAUACGACACGUCUUCUGCUGAACGACCUUCGGAAGAUCUCUGAGGCGCCCUCCGUUGUUAGCGCUCUUUGUGAAGACGUUAGCUUCGUCGAAGGGACGCUAGAGUCACUGGCGGCAGUCAGUGAGCAGCAAUGGAGAGCCCUGGGUGUGGUGGUGGCCAAGCAAUCCGAGCAUGCAAUUGCGGCCUGCACGACGUCCUGUGCGGAGUUUAGGACCGACCUGCAACGCUGGACCCGACACUGA
Messenger RNA from Microdochium trichocladiopsis, 300 nucleotides. RefSeq lists its product as uncharacterized. The coding region runs from base 1 to 300 and encodes 99 amino acids. Lineage: Eukaryota; Fungi; Ascomycota; Sordariomycetes; Xylariales; Microdochiaceae. The transcript has a single exon. The record is from RefSeq and is a predicted model, not a curated record.